This is a messenger RNA of Schistocerca gregaria, 636 nucleotides long. RefSeq names its product ATP-dependent lipid A-core flippase-like. Lineage: Eukaryota; Metazoa; Arthropoda; Insecta; Orthoptera; Acrididae. The transcript has 4 exons. Gene Ontology annotation, molecular function: ATPase-coupled transmembrane transporter activity. The coding region runs from base 1 to 636 and encodes 211 amino acids. The record is from RefSeq and is a predicted model, not a curated record.
AUGAGUCAGCUGGCGAUGUGGCAGCUAUCAGUGGACCCGCAGUCAUGGGAAUACAUGAGGCAGGUGACACGUGGUGUGGCCCAGCUGCUGGACGGACGUGACGUCACACAGACGAGCCUGGCCGUGGUGCGCAACCAGAUGGCGCUGGCAGACGGCAACGCUACCUUCUUCAGGCGCACUGUGGCCAGCAAUAUCGCUUACGGUUGCUGGGACGCCCGCACUGAUGACAUCAUUUCUGCCGCCAAGGAGGCAGGCGCGCACGACUUCAUCACCGCACUGCCAGAGGGCUACGCCACAGUGCUGGAUGGGCGGGUGCCGCUGACGCCGUCGCAGCGGCUGCGGCUGUCCCUGGCAAGAGCCGUGCUGCGGGAUGCGACAGUCCUGCUCGUUGAGAACCUGCGCAAGGUCGAGGACGAUGACGCAGAGGCGCAGCUAGUGGAGGCAGCACUGCGACGUGCCUGCUUGGGCCGCACUUGCGUACUGGCAUGCCAGCAGCCACAGUGUGCUGCAGUGCGUGCUGCACAGUGGGUGUGUGUGAUGCGUGCUGGUGCCAUUGCCGAGCAGGGUCCUGUUGCCUUCUUAGCUGCCAGCCGUUCGCUGUAUCGGCGACUCUGCUACAGUUCUAAUGUCGACUGA